AUGGAUCAAAAAUCCAAUGAGAGUAAUACUGAGAGCAUUGCAGCAAAACCCCAGAAAAUUACAAAAUAUUAUUAUGAAAGAUUACUUACAGAAGCUUUUCGAAAAAGCUGAUAUCAAAAUAAGCUUGAAAAAUUCAAUAACCAAGAAGAUGUGAAAUAUGAUAAUUAUCUAAAAAACUAUGCUAAGAAUCAGAAAUUGAUUUUCGCUGUAGGAGUGGUAGGAACAGUUUGUUUUGAUUUUUUUGUAUGCGUACCUCGAAAUUUAGAUUCUAGAACACGAUUUCGAUGUGCUUUGAUUGGAAUUUGCGCAACGAUUAUUGCUAAUAAUAGACUGCAAAAACCUUGAAAAAGAUAUGCCUAUGAAUUAGAAAUGGGUAAAAUAUAUGAAAAACAGCUGAGAGAGAAUAACCCUAAUCUAGAAUUAGCCUUUCAAAAUAUCAAAGAAGAGCAUAAUGCUUUCAUAAAAGAAGCCAAAGGAAACCAGCAAACCAAAGAAGACUCAAUCGAAAUCGCUACAAAAACUGAUGAAACAUCUUAA
Blepharisma stoltei is the source of this 537-nucleotide messenger RNA. The record is from the annotation of a GenBank genome assembly. Lineage: Eukaryota; Ciliophora; Heterotrichea; Heterotrichida; Blepharismidae.